AUGGAAACUCAUGCUGAUCAUGUAUCUCGGGAACCUCAGGCCCUGCUUGAGAGUGCUCUUCCGUCUUCAAAAGUUCCUGCCUUUUCUGACAAGGACAGCUUAGGAAAUGAAAUGUUGGCAGCUGCACUCCUAAAGGCCAAGUCCCAGGAGUUGGUGACAUUUGAGGAUGUAGCUGUGUACUUUAUCCGGAAGGAGUGGAAGCGGUUGGAACCUGCUCAGAGGGACCUCUAUAGGGAUGUGAUGCUGGAGAAUUAUGGGAAUGUAUUCUCACUGGAUGGAGAGAACAGAAGUGAGAAUGAUCAAGAAAUUUCUGAAGAUACAGGAUCACAUGGGGUGCUAUUGGGAAGAUUCCAAAAGGAUAUUUCUCAGGGUCUUAAGUUUGAAAAAGCCUAUGAACAACAAGUAAGUCUAAAGCGGCAGCUAGAGAACUCCUCUGGAGAAAGGUUGAAGAGGAAGAUCAAAGAGUUUCAUCAAAUAACAGCUGAGGAAAAGCUAACCCCCAUGGGAGAAAGAAGUGAGAAUGGUUUUGGGAAUAGCUUCACUGUGACUUCCAACCUUAUUUCACAUCAGAGAAUUCCUAUGGGAGACAGACCCCAUAAGUGUGAUGAAUGUAGCAAGAGCUUUAAUCGAACUUCAGACCUUAUUCAACAUCAGAGAAUCCACACUGGGGAAAAACCUUAUGAAUGUAAUGAAUGUGGAAAGGCCUUCAGCCAAAGCUCACAUCUUAUUCAACAUCAGCGAAUUCACACUGGUGAAAAACCUUAUGAAUGUAAUGAUUGUGGGAAGACCUUUAGUUGUAGCUCUGCUCUUAUUCUACAUCGGAGGAUCCACACUGGGGAGAAACCUUAUGAAUGUACUGAAUGUGGAAAAACCUUUAGUUGGAGUUCCACCCUUACUCAUCAUCAGAGAAUCCACACUGGAGAGAAACCCUAUGCUUGUAAUGAAUGUGGGAAGGCCUUCAGUAGGAGCUCCACCCUUAUUCAUCAUCAGAGAAUUCACACUGGAGAGAAACCCUAUGAAUGUAAUGAGUGUGGGAAGGCCUUCAGCCAGAGCUCACACCUCUAUCAGCACCAGAGAAUCCACACUGGAGAGAAGCCCUACGAAUGUAUGGAAUGUGGAGGGAAGUUUACCUAUAGUUCAGGCCUUAUUCAGCAUCAAAGAAUCCACACAGGGGAGAAUCCCUAUGAAUGUAGUGAAUGUGGGAAAGCCUUCAGGUAUAGCUCAGCUCUUGUUCGCCAUCAGAGAAUUCACACUGGAGAGAAGCCUUUGAAUGUAAUGAGUAUAAGCAAAAGUUCUCUCAGAGUUACUGCUGAAUUAAACAUCAGAGAGUCUACAUGA
Orycteropus afer afer is the source of this 1338-nucleotide messenger RNA. The record is from RefSeq and is a predicted model, not a curated record. Lineage: Eukaryota; Metazoa; Chordata; Mammalia; Tubulidentata; Orycteropodidae.